Arabidopsis arenosa is the source of this 762-nucleotide messenger RNA. The record is from the annotation of a GenBank genome assembly. Lineage: Eukaryota; Viridiplantae; Streptophyta; Magnoliopsida; Brassicales; Brassicaceae.
UCCGAUUCGUGUAUUCCCGUCGGCCGGAGAUUUAUCGCAACCCUAAUCCGAAAUGGCGUCGGAGAAGAAGCUAUCGAACCCAAUGAGGGACAUUAAAGUGCAGAAACUGGUGCUUAACAUCUCCGUCGGUGAGAGUGGAGAUCGUCUCACCAGAGCCUCCAAGGUGUUGGAACAAUUGAGUGGUCAGACUCCUGUUUUCUCCAAGGCUCGAUACACUGUUCGUUCUUUUGGUAUCAGACGUAAUGAGAAGAUUGCUUGCUAUGUGACUGUCAGGGGAGAGAAGGCAAUGCAGCUCCUUGAGAGUGGAUUGAAAGUUAAAGAAUAUGAACUCUUGAGAAGGAACUUUAGCGACACUGGCUGCUUUGGAUUUGGUAUUCAAGAGCACAUUGAUUUGGGUAUCAAGUAUGAUCCAUCAACUGGAAUCUACGGUAUGGACUUCUAUGUUGUUCUUGAGCGACCUGGUUACCGUGUGGCACGUCGCAGAAGAUGCAAGGCUCGUGUUGGAAUCCAGCAUAGAGUAACGAAAGAUGAUGCCAUGAAAUGGUUUCAGGUGAAAUAUGAAGGAGUCAUUCUCAACAAGUCUCAGAACAUUACUGGCUAAAAAAAUGUGUCAAACAAAUUUUUCUUUUGGGUUCAAAUCUUACAUUUUCUCAGUUUUGUUUUGCUUCUCUGUUCUUUUCAGACCCUUGAAUUUUCCUUAUAUUUGCCUAUCUACUACAAUUAUUGUUAUCGACAAAAGCUGACUAAAGGUCUAAAACACAU